Molecule: messenger RNA, 877 nt
Organism: Miniopterus natalensis
Lineage: Eukaryota; Metazoa; Chordata; Mammalia; Chiroptera; Miniopteridae
Source: RefSeq, a predicted model, not a curated record
CUCACAGUUAUGGGCCGCAACAAGAAGAAGAAGCGAGAUGGCGACAACCGGCGGCCGCGGCUCGUCCUCAGCUUCGACGAGGAGAAGCGGCGGGAGUACCUGACAGGCUUCCACAAGCGGAAGGUGGAGCGGAAGAAGGCAGCCAUAGAGGAGAUCAAGCAGCGGCUCAAGCAGGAGCAGAAGAAGCUCCGAGAGGAGCGCCACCAGGAAUACUUGAAGAUGCUGGCAGAGAGAGAGGAGGCGCUGGAGGAGGCAGAUGAACUGGACCGGCUGGUAACAGCAAAGACAGAGUCAGUACAGUAUGACCACCCCAACCACACAGUCACCGUGACCACCAUCAGCAACCUGGACCUCUCGGGGGCCCGGCUGCUGGGAUUGCCUCUGCCUGAGCAAGGGGCCCAGCCGGGGUCUGAGGAGGAGGUGUCAUCCAUGGAGAAGCUGACCAAAGCCUUACCCAGAAAAUCCAGAGAACCCCUGCUAUCCCAGCGGAUCUCCUCUCUCACAGCAUCACUGCAUGCACACAGUCGAAGAAAAGUCAAGAAGAAACAUCCUCGAUGGGCCCAGGACUCCACCAAGAAGCCCCCAAGUACCACUCGUACCAGCAAGACCCAGCGCCGCCGGCUGACCGGCAAAGCCCGGCACAACGGAGAGUGAGUCCGAGAACCAGGCCAGGCCCCAGCCUAGGCUGCAAGGAUCUGUCCUGUCUCUGCUUGGCUGUCUCUGUAACCCAGCCUGCACUGAGCCCAGGGGCUUUUGCCCAAGAAGUAGCAGGCAGCUGAGAACUGGCCUCCCUCAGGAGGAGCCGUCUGAGCCACAUUUGGGGCACCUUCCCAUGUGUACACCCCACUGCCUUCAUCAGAGUUUUGAACUAGCUGCA